UCAAUACUCGAUCCUGAGCAGCUGCUGCGGCUAAUCUGCUUGCAUGCUCGCCAACUUCAAAUCUGAGCAGCCCCCGUCGAGUUUGCAGGGAGAUAAUAAUGGCAGUGUCAGCAGAAAACGAGCGUCCAGUGAAGGUUUUGGGAUGGGCAGCCAGAGAUUCCUCAGGACUUCUCUCCCCCUUCGAGUUCUCAAGAAGGGUCAAGAGAGAGCAAGAUGUGACUGUGAAAGUAUUGUACUGUGGGAUAUGUCACUCUGACCUACACAAUGUGAAGAACGAAUGGGGAUUCAUGUCCUACCCUAUGGUGCCCGGACAUGAGAUUGCGGGUGUCAUAACAGAAGUAGGAACCAAAGUGACAAAGUUCAAAGUCGGGGAUAGAGUGGGCGUCGGGUGUAUGAUUGGAUCAUGUCACAACUGUGUGAAUUGUGGUGAUAAUCUUGAAAAUUACUGCCCCGAAAUGGUUCCAGUCUAUGGUGGUAAGUUUAGCCCUGAUAAUGAUAGUGAGGAUUCUAAUGGAACGAUUAACUAUGGUGGCUUCUCAGAAAUCAUGGUCGUAGAUGAGCACUUUGUAUUUAAAUUUCCAAAUAACAUGCCUCUCGAUGGUGGGGCACCUCUCCUUUGUGCCGGUAUCACUGUCUAUAGCCCAUUAAGGUACUACGGACUCGAUAAGCCCGGAAUGCACAUAGGAGUGGUUGGGCUCGGUGGACUUGGCCAUGUGGCUGUCAAAUUUGCCAAGGCAAUGGGCCUUAGGGUGACUGUCAUCAGUACCUCCCCAAGUAAAAAGGAAGAAGCCAUGAACCAUCUUGGUGCUGACGCAUUUUUGGUCAGUCAAGAUGCAGAGCAGAUGCAAUUAGCUAUGGGCACAAUGAAUGGCAUUAUAGACACUGCCUCAGCUAUGCAUGCUUUCUUGCCAUUGAUUGGUCUCUUGAAGACUCAUGGGAAGCUUGUCAUGGUUGGGCUAACAGACAAGCCCCUUGAGCUACUUGCUAUGCCACUCCUCCUAGGUAGGAAGAUAGUGGGCGGAAGUGUUGUUGGAGGGAUUAAGGAGACACAAGAGAUGAUCGAUUUUGCAGCGGAGCACGGCAUAAUCGCGGAUAUUGAGGUUAUUCCGAUGGACUAUGUGAACACUGCCAUGGAGCGUCUUGCAAAAGGGGAUGUUAGAUACCGAUUCGUCAUCGACAUCGGAAAUUCGUUGAAGUCUUACUAAAACUUGAUUGCGUUGAUAACUACGAGAAAGCUUGGAUAGAAUGUGGUCGAAUUAUGGUUGACAUCAGUUAUUGGGUAAGUAGUUUUUAUGCAUGUUUUCCAUCGUAUUUAGGCCAUUGUUCUUGUUGGGACAGAGAAGUCUUCUCUAAGGACAAUUACUCUGUCAAAAAAGUAUUUUUAAGUUACAGUUGCUCUGUUGGAGUUCAAUAAAGGAAAUUUUAUUCGUUCGUAA
Messenger RNA from Eucalyptus grandis, 1436 nucleotides. Its product is annotated as probable mannitol dehydrogenase. Lineage: Eukaryota; Viridiplantae; Streptophyta; Magnoliopsida; Myrtales; Myrtaceae. The coding region runs from base 99 to 1205 and encodes 368 amino acids. The record is from RefSeq and is a predicted model, not a curated record. Gene Ontology annotation, molecular function: cinnamyl-alcohol dehydrogenase activity; zinc ion binding. The transcript is spliced from 5 exons. Gene Ontology annotation, biological process: lignin biosynthetic process.